Molecule: messenger RNA, 2318 nt
Organism: Benincasa hispida (wax gourd)
Lineage: Eukaryota; Viridiplantae; Streptophyta; Magnoliopsida; Cucurbitales; Cucurbitaceae
Product: Leucine-rich repeat protein kinase family protein
Biological process (GO): protein phosphorylation
Molecular function (GO): ATP binding; protein kinase activity; protein binding
Source: RefSeq, a predicted model, not a curated record
GGAGUUUGGAAAAUGAUCAAAAAGAAAAAGGAAAACUGAAAAGGAUUCAUUGAUGGGAGGAGGAAGAAGGGCCAAAAGAAGACCCUGGUUCAGGCUUUAGGAGCCUCAAUCAACAAUCAUUUCAAAGGGUUUUUUAUUUUUGUUUUUCACCAUGAAGAUCUUCAUUUUCUUCCUCAAAUGGGUUUCUCUCAAUCAUCAUCAUCUUCUUCUUCUUCUUCUUCUACUUUGUGUUUCUCCAUCUUUUUCUGUAGUUCCAGAAGACGAUAUAAGGUGCCUUCGUGGGGUUAAGAAUGCGCUCGUUGAUCCUCUUGGAAGGCUCAGUUCAUGGGAUUUCAAGAACACUUCCGUUGGUCAUCUCUGCAACAAAUUCGUCGGUCUUUCCUGCUGGAACGACCGUGAGAAUCGCAUUCUCAGCCUUGAACUCAAAGAUAUGAAGCUUUCCGGUUCGAUUUCUGAAGACUUGCAGUACUGUGUAAGCUUGCAGAAACUGGAUCUGUCCGGCAAUAGCUUUGCCGGCGCGAUCCCGCCGCAUAUUUGUGAGUGGCUUCCGUAUUUGGUUAGUAUGGAUUUGUCUAACAAUCAAUUUACCGGUUCUAUUCCGGCUGAUCUUGCUAAAUGUUCUUAUCUGAAUUCGUUGAUUUUGUCCGAUAAUGAGCUGUCUGGUACAAUACCAGUUGAGCUCACGAGUUUGGGUAGGCUUAAUAAAUUUUCUGUUGCGAACAAUCAACUCACUGGUACGAUUCCCUCAUUUUUUGAUAAAUUUGGGAAGGAAGAUUUUGAUGGGAACAGUGAUUUAUGUGGAGGGCCUGUUGGAUCUAGUUGUGGUGGGUUGAGCAAGAAGAAUCUUGCGAUUAUUAUAGCUGCUGGUGUGUUUGGUGCUGCGGCUUCUCUGUUAUUAGGUUUUGGGUUAUGGUGGUGGUAUCACUCUAGAAUGAACAUGAAGAGAAGAAGGGGAUAUGGGGAUGGGAUUAGUGGGGAUUGGGCUGAUAGAUUGAGAGCUUAUAAGCUUGUUCAAGUUUCCUUGUUUCAAAAGCCUCUUGUGAAAGUUAAAUUGGCUGAUCUGAUGGCUGCUACUAACAAUUUCAAUCCAGAAAACAUUAUAGUUUCUUCUAGAACUGGGACUACUUAUAGAGCUGUUCUACCAGAUGGCUCUGUGCUUGCUAUAAAGCGGCUCAAUACUUGCAAGCUUGGCGAGAAGCUGUUUCGAAUGGAGAUGAACCGGUUAGGAUCGAUAAGGCACCCGAAUUUGACACCCCUUUUGGGGUUUUGUGUUGUGGAAGAGGAAAAGCUUUUGGUUUAUAAGUAUAUGUCUAAUGGGACUUUGUCUUCUUUGUUACAUGGAAAUGAUGAGAUAUUGGAUUGGCCAACUAGGUUUAGGAUUGGUCUGGGUGCAGCUAGAGGUCUUGCUUGGCUUCACCAUGGAUGCCAACCUCCGUUUAUGCAUCAAAACAUUUGUUCUAGUGUAAUUCUUGUGGAUGAAGACUAUGAUGCUAGGAUCAUGGAUUUUGGAUUGGCAAAGUUGAUGGCUUCAGAUUCUCAUGACAGUAGUUUUGUUAAUGGAGAUUUAGGGGAACUUGGUUAUGUCGCUCCCGAAUACCCGAGCACCAUGAUUGCUUCUCUGAAGGGGGAUGUUUAUGGAUUUGGGGUUGUGCUUUUGGAGUUGAUCACUGGCCAAAAACCUCUAGAAGUCACCAAAGCAGAGGAAGGCUAUAAGGGUAACUUGGUGGAUUGGGUUAAUCAGCUAAGUAUGUCGGGUCGAAUUAAGGAUGUUAUUGAUAAAGAUCUUUGUGGGAAAGGGAACGAUGAAGAGAUCUUACAAUUUCUGAAAAUUACAAUGAACUGCAUUGUUUCUCGGCCGAAGGACAGGUGGUCUAUGUAUCAGGUUUAUCAGUCAAUGAGAGCCAUGGCUAAAGACUACAGUUUCCCUGAACCAGAUGAUGAAUUCCCACUUUUACUCGGCAAGGGAGAUAAUGAACCAAUGUAGCUCCAGAAAAAUAUAUGUGGAUGGAAAACAUUAUAUAGAGGACUUGAGAUUUCAACAUCUUCUGGUUAAAACUUGUUAGAAUGUAUGUCAACUAGAUUAAGGAGCCAUUGAAAGAUCAAAACUGGUGUCUUCUUUCUUCUAAAGAUCUGCACAAAUGCUGCCCUCCUUUUUCUCACCUGGUUGCUAAUAUCUACUCGUUUCGAUACCGUCAACUCUUCGAACCGUGUUUUUAUAUUCAGUUGGUUCUGUAUAAAUAUAUAAAUAUUUAAAUAUGUAUAUGUAGAAGUGAAAAAUGUCUGCUUCUAAGUUUGGCAUUGACUUUGAAACUUUCAAA